This is a messenger RNA of Rhagoletis zephyria (snowberry fruit fly), 1120 nucleotides long. It is a transcript of the gene Wdr82, whose product is annotated as WD repeat domain 82. Gene Ontology annotation, molecular function: protein binding; chromatin binding. Gene Ontology annotation, cellular component: Set1C/COMPASS complex. NCBI's taxonomy places the organism in Eukaryota, Metazoa, Arthropoda, Insecta, Diptera, Tephritidae. The record is from RefSeq and is a predicted model, not a curated record.
AAUUCAGCACAUCACUUUUAUUUAUUUCCUUUGUGGCUUGUUUACAUCGAGCGAGUGUAAUAAAAUACAAAGCCAAAAUGAAGAUGAAACUUGUCGAUUCUGUUGUAAAAAGUUUUAAAGUUGCAAAGGUAUUCCGUGAAAAUACUGACAAAAUCAACGCGAUCGAUUUCUCUCCCAAUGGUGAACAUUUGAUUUCAUGCAGCGAGGAUGACCAAAUUGUUAUUUACGAUUGUGAAAAAGGAACCCAGUCUCGAACUGUUAACUCAAAGAAAUAUGGCGUUGACUUAAUACGAUUCACCCACGCCAACAAUACAGCAAUUCACAGUUCAACUAAAGUAGAUGACACCAUACGAUACUUAAGUCUCCAUGAUAAUAAAUAUUUACGCUACUUUCCUGGCCAUACUAAAAAAGUAAUUUCGCUGUGUAUUUCGCCGGUUGAGGACACUUUUCUAUCUGGUUCUUUGGAUAAGACUUUGCGACUAUGGGAUCUGCGCUCACCCAAUUGCCAAGGCCUAAUGAAUUUACCUGGACGCCCUGUUGCUGCAUACGACCCGGAAGGAUUAAUAUUUGCAGCUGGCGUUAACUCUGAGAGCAUUAAAUUGUAUGAUUUGCGAUCAUUUGAUAAAGGUCCUUUUGUCACUUUCAAACUAUAUCAAGAAAAAGAAUGUGAUUGGACUGGUUUGAAGUUUUCAAGGGAUGGCAAAAUAAUUCUUAUUAGUACAAACGGGUCUAUUAUACGUUUAGUAGAUGCGUUUCAUGGUACUCCUUUACAAACAUUUACUGGUUAUCCGAACAACAAAGGUAUUCCCAUAGAAGCAAGUUUCAGCCCAGAUUCACAAUUUAUAUUUUCGGGAAGUACAGACGGCCGAGUACACAUAUGGAAUGCCGAUACUGGUUGUAAAGUAUGUGUUUUAAAUGGGGAUCACCCAGGGCCCGUGCAGUGCGUACAAUUCAACCCCAAAUACAUGAUGCUUGCAUCGGCUUGUACUAAUAUGGCUUUUUGGCUGCCAACUGCUGAAGAGGAUCUAUAAAAUCGUUUAUAAAAAUAAAAAUCUUUGUAUGUAUUCUUGGAACUAAAUCGAAAUUUAAAUUUUAGUUAAUAGAAAUAAAUAUAAACCAA